Nymphaea colorata (pocket water lily) is the source of this 2042-nucleotide messenger RNA. RefSeq lists its product as uncharacterized. The transcript is spliced from 5 exons. Bases 252 to 1487 code for a protein of 411 amino acids. The record is from RefSeq and is a predicted model, not a curated record. NCBI's taxonomy places the organism in Eukaryota, Viridiplantae, Streptophyta, Magnoliopsida, Nymphaeales, Nymphaeaceae.
GCUGCAUUCAUCUGCCUGGCUGGCUCUUCAGUCUUCAUCCUCUCUUCUCUUUCUCUUUCUGUCUAUUCAGUUCCACCCUUUUGUUGGGCCCCUUGGCCUUUGCUUCUCCCUCUGCCCACCACACUCAUCCCAUUGUUAUCAUUGUUACUUCUACUUACAGCAAAGCUCCCCUGUUCCCCGCCCUCUCUCUCUCCAUCUCUUUCGCAUUCUUGGUCGCUUGUUCUUGUUCUGCUUCUUGUUUUAACCCGAACAUGGCGGAAGAUCUGGACGACGGAGAGUUCUGGCUGCCAUCUCGGUUCUUGUCGGAGGAGAUGGGGUUCCUGGAGACCAAGCUUCCCUGCGAGUUUCCCUACUGCGACUCGUCGUCCCCUGUCGAGUCGGUGGUGAGCUCGACGGAGACGGAGAGCGACGAGGAGGACUACAUGGCCGGGCUGAUGCGGCGCAUGGCUCACUCGACGCUGGAGGACGACGAGAAGGAGGCUGCGCAGAAGGUGGCAGUCAUGGCGGGGUCGCCGCAGUCGACGCUAUGCAGGAGUCUGGACUCGAGCGGGAGUCAGGGAGGGUCUAACGGGCCGUCCCAGGUGUCGUCGCCUCCGUCGACGCCUUUGAACCAGGAGGACGACGCGUGGGAUUUGCUCUCUGCUGCGGCCGGUCAGGUCGUGAGGAUGAAAAUGAACGAAGAGGGCGAGAAGUAUCAAGGCAGGGGUCUUCUCGGGCCGCCCAAGCAGCCGGUGGCGGUACCCGUGCCGGUGCCGGCCGCGGCCGUGGUCCCCAAGCAGACUACGCAGAUGAAGGCCGCCGACGUUUCUGGGUAUCCCCUCCAACGAUGCUGGAGCGACAACGGCAGGGAUGCGAGCGCGCUCGCUAUGCAUUUUGAGUUCCUGAAGCAGCAGAAGCAGCAGCAGUCGAAUUGGGGGAAGCAACAGCAGCAGCAGCAUCAGCAGGCGGCGAAGAUCGCUCAGGCUCAGCAGAUACAGAGCCGUGUGCGCGCCGCCGCCGCCGCCGCGAGUGCGAAGUUCGGCCGCCCGCUGGGGCUGCCUCCAUCCGCAUGGCCUCCUCUUCAGAGCGCAUCUGCCAACACUGGAUUGAGAGCGGCUCCUCUCCAGAGCCCCUCUGCGAACGCCGGAAUGAGAGCGGUUUUUCUCGGAAAUUCUAGUUCUCGACGGGAGUCCUCCGGCACCGGCGUCUUCCUGCCUAGAAGAGUCGGUAGCUCACCGGAUUACAGAAAGAAAUCUGGUUGCUCGACGGUUUUGCUGCCGGCGAGGGUAGUUCAGGCGCUGAACCUCAGCAUCGACGACAUGGGUUCUGCACAACCAAACUACUACUUGGGGAGUCUUGUUCAUGACCGUGAUUCUUCUUCACUCAACAUGGACCCUCGGCCCUACAUUGCGAGGAACGGGUUACUUCCUCCUCAGAAGAGAACCGUCCGGCCACAACAACCAGUCCUCAACAGCGAGUUGCGUUUGCCUCAAGAGUGGACAUAUUGACAUCGACAUCUCCUUCUCUUAAGACUCUUUCUCUCUUACUAAUAGUUUCUAAAAAUCCGUCCUCUGAAUAUUUUGCUGGGGUUCUCUCAUAGUAGGGAUUGAAGUACUUUAGUUGCCGUAGGGGUUUUAGCCUUUUAGGUGAUCUGUUGGUAAUAAGUAAAAGGUUUUGUUUCCUCUUAUAUUGCUAGGAUUAGGCUAGGAGAAACAGUUUUUGUGGAGGGGGCCUUUUGUAAUAAAGAAAAGAAGCGUGUUGUCCAUGUCCUGGUUGAGCCCUCGUCUAAAGGGGAUUUCAAUGAGAUGGCUGGGUUUCGGCUGGUCUGCAAGUUUUUUGGAUGCCCAAAUGUGGAAACUGGAAAAUCACCUUAACAAAGCCCGCCGCCGCUGCCACCACCACCACCGCCACCACCUCCGGAAAGCAAUAAGAUGGUCGUUUUGUAUUGUACUGUAGUACAUGAAGAUAUGGUGAAAAAAAAUGGAACAAGGGAGACUGUGUGUUGUGUGUCUCCUGAAUAGUAUAAUGGAAUUGCGACUCAUAAUGGAAUUUGCCCUUUUUUA